AUGUCCGCCGACGAGGAACUGGAUCGUCGUAUCCAAGCGCUACCACAGGAGGUGCAAGAUGAGAUUCUCGACCACGUCCUCUUCAUCAAGCCGGGCGAAGUCACCAUCAACACCACCAGUUACACGCCCCCAUGGCAACUCCACUUCAAUCGAGCUACUCGUGAGAAGAUCGCGGAGCACUACUACGCGACGUCCGUCUUCAAGAUCAGCGAUGCAGACUACGGCUGCUUUUCUGUUACCAGCCGGUGGCUGAAAUCGCUCACUGCCAAGCAUCAAGCCAAGGUGGCGGACAUUCGCGGUGACUACAGGUCCGGCUCGCUCACAUUCGGCGCUCUACCGGCGAUUGAAGCGCUGUAUUCAGAAGCGACUGAACGCAAAUACGCAUUCCGAAAAGCCCUUUCCACGAGCGCUGAUUUGCGGGAGCAGAACAGCAUCAGUCUGGGGCGCGGGGUUUUCAAGACGAACUAUUUCGUUUUCGAGCUUUGCGAAUGUGGUCGGGGAGAAUGCCCCAAUUAUGAAAUCGAAGAGCAUUGGGCGUCCGAAUGCGAAGGACGUAGGAAUAUGCGGGCCGGAUAG
Molecule: messenger RNA, 576 nt
Organism: Zasmidium cellare ATCC 36951
Lineage: Eukaryota; Fungi; Ascomycota; Dothideomycetes; Mycosphaerellales; Mycosphaerellaceae
Exons: 2
Coding region: 1-576 (191 amino acids)
Source: RefSeq, a predicted model, not a curated record